AUGUGUACUCUGGUGAGGCAGCAGAGAAAGCUUGUCUGUGAAGAAAAGCAAGACAUCAAUGCUGGCAAAGACACGAGAGACCUCAGGCCCCUGUCAGGCAUGAAGGGGGAGCCCCGGCACUGGGGUUUGCACUUGUUCAGAAGACUCAUUAGCAUCCAACCUCCUCAAUUCGGCAGAGUAAACAUGCAUUACUCUGAAAUGCCCCACAAUGCAGUAGAGACAGAGUUCAAGCAAAAUGUUGGCCCUGCACCCAAGGAUUUGACCACUGAAAUUUACUUCCCUUCUGUCAAAUUCAGAUCACAUCUUUCUGUAGUUUUCUAUAAUCAGUAUUUCGAGCAUGCAAAAUGUAUAGGAGAGUUUGGAUCUAAGAAAGGACAAGAGAGACAAACAGAGGAAUGGGCCAUUUUGCCUACAACCGUGAUGCUCUCAAGGCUAGCUGGCUGCUCUCUAAAAAUCUAUCCAAAUCCCCAUUUUGGAAAUUGUGUUGUGACAAAGGCCCACAACUGUGAU
This is a messenger RNA of Galeopterus variegatus (Sunda flying lemur), 510 nucleotides long. RefSeq names its product chromosome unknown open reading frame, human C5orf64. The record is from RefSeq and is a predicted model, not a curated record. Lineage: Eukaryota; Metazoa; Chordata; Mammalia; Dermoptera; Cynocephalidae. The transcript has 3 exons. The annotation marks the transcript as partial.